UACAAUUUGAAAAGCAGUCUCUAGCAGACAUCAAAAUGGAGGAGACGAAGGAGGUCGACGAAGAUCAUUUCAGAUUUAUUAACGAAAAAGGAGUUGAUGAUAUAUCUUUGGAAGUAUUUUACAAGCCACAUACAAUCACUUUGUUGACGGUAUCGAUUGGCGGCCUUCUUUAUUUUGCAUUUACAAGAGAUGAUCACGUACAAGAAGCAAACAUUUGGCGAGGGUUUUGUUGUGUAAUUUUCUUCUUCCUUGUCAUCAGUGUUCUGGCCUUCCCAAAUGGACCCUUCACAAGACCUCACCCAGCACUUUGGCGAAUGGUCUUUGGUCUCAGUGUGGUAUACUUCAUGUUACUGUUGUUUAUCCUGUUCCAAAACAGACGAGAUGUCAGAAAGAUGAUAGAAUGGUUAUAUCCUGAUCUGCGGAAUCAUACACUUGCAGAGAAGGAGUAUGCAGUGAACUGCACAGAUAUCACUUUAGUUCGACUCUGGUCCCAUAUAGAUGUGUUCGCAUUUGCACAUUUCACAGGCUGGGCAUUGAAAGCUCUCCUUAUAAGGCAUUAUGGGAUACUGUGGACCAUCAGCAUUAUGUGGGAGAUUACUGAGAUUGUGUUUAUGCAUCUUCUGCCAAACUUUGCGGAAUGUUGGUGGGACUCUCUAGUCCUGGAUGUUCUUGUUUGUAACGGUCUUGGUAUAUGGAUUGGUAUGGUGUUGUGUAAGGCCCUAGAGAUGAGGAACUACCACUGGGAAAGUAUUAAAGAUAUUCAUUCAACAACGGGUAAAAUCAGGAGAGCUGUUCUACAGUUCACACCAGCGACCUGGACACAUGUUCGCUGGUUGGACCCUAACUCGGGAUAUAUGAGAUUUGUGGCUGUAACAAUGUUGAUAGUUGUAUGGCAGCUGGCUGAAUUGAACACAUUCUUCCUCAAGCAUAUAUUUGAGAUUCCACCGCCACAUCAGCUGAACUGGAUCAGGCUGGCUCUCAUAAGCAGUGUAUCUGCUCCAGCAAUAAGGCAGUUUUAUGUGUAUGUGACAGAUACAAGAUGUAAAAGAGUUGGAACUCAGUGCUGGGUCUUCUGUGCAAUCACAUUCACAGAGGCUAUUAUAUGUUUGAAGUUUGGACGGGAGCUGUUUCAACAAACAGAAAUUACAUAUGUUUUAACAUGGCUUAUUAUACAGACACUCAGCAGCUGUCUAUGUGUGUAUCUAUGUGUGGUCUAUGCCAGGAAAUGUUGGAAGGAAAUUAUUAAGAAGACUAAGAUAUUUGAUGAUGCCAGUGACAAGUGUGAGUAUGAAUCAUCAGAACCUUCGACACCAGUCCGGCAAGUAAGAAAUGGUGCACAGCUCAAAUCAUCUCCUAAAAAUAGCACAGGGAACCAGUACAGCCCACCUCAAGGAUCUCCAAAGUAUUAUCUCCGCAAACGUGAAAAGAGCAUGGCUAAUGGUCAUAUUUCAAACUAGAAGUUUAGAUCCACUAAUUCAGUUAAAUGUAUCUGCUGUCAAGAUCUCUAACAAGCUAUUUGAUUGGUUGAUUCUGAGGCCAGUUUUGAAAUUGACCAAUGAGAAGGUUUGAUUUAUGGACUGGUUUCCAAACUUUGUUUCGCUGCUAAUAAACAGAACUAAAGCACUUGGAGACCAGUCUCAGAAUGUGACUAUUCCAUUGGCCAAUUUUAAGAUUGUGCUCAGUAACAACCAAUCAGAUGCUAGAGGUUUUAGACUGAUACCCAAACUCAGUUAUUUAGCCUUGGGGCUAGGGAACAAAGGCUGAAAACAGUUGAAUUCAGAAAGCAGUCACAGAAUUCCAGCAUAUGACUGGUUGUUAUUAGCACACAGACUUGUAAACUUUAAGCUGGAGAAUACUAAAAAGAUAUAAACAGUCUGUGAAACAUUAUGGAUAAUGGAGAUAUUACUGGCAUGAAAGUUUACUUUUUAAUGGACUUUCUUGCAUGACAUUGCAGACAUUAGUUAAAGAAACUUCUUUUUUUAUGUUUUAGGUAAUUGGAAAGACAUGCUCACUUGUUAUUUGAAUUAUUUACUUGUAUAGGCCAGUUGUUCAUGAGUAUGUUAAAAAUGUGUGUUUUUCAUCUCCUUCUAAUGAACUGCAAAACAUGGAAAAUGUAUUUAGUUUUGAAAUUUUGAAUUGAAUUUAAAAAAAUGAUCAAAUUUAUAUUGUAAUUCUAAUGAAAUGAAAAUGAAUUCAUCUCUUCUAAAAUAGAGGUAAAUACAAAGUGUGAAUUGUGAAAGUUGGCAUGCCAAAACGAUUUCUAAUAAGAGUUGUAUUGGAAUUCCUUGUAUUGAAGUGUACAUAUCUGAUAUAGGGAUGAUUGCUGCAGUAUUACAACAAUAAGAAAUGACGUCAAACUCCUUUUGUGGCAGACGUAAUGUUUCAAACUUCCAUAAUUUCUUUAUAAACUCGACUGUAUGGAUCAGUUCUGUAUCAUGUAUCACUGUCUUUUCAGUGGUAUUUCUUUACAGUUUUACCAAAAAAAUAUACUUAAUUUAUUAUGUUUGUAUAAUAAGGAGUUGUUUUAUUGUUCUUUAUAAAGAUUAUCAUCAGUAUUUGAGCCACAUCAUGAGAAAACCAACAUAGUGCCUUUGCGACCAGUAUGGAUCCAGACCAGCCGCGCAGUCUGGUAAGGAUUCACGCUGGUCGCAAACGCAAUUAUGUUAGCUUUCUCAUGGUGCGGCUCAUUUAUUUCAUGCCAAAACUUCUUAAUCUAAUAUCUCAGCUUAAUGUUAUAUUCUGAAUUUGCUGUAUUCAGGUUAUGUUCAAAGUUCAGGUUACAUGUAUAUUGAAAGUUGCUAUAUUUAGGUUAUAUUUCAAAUUCACUGUCUGGUUAUAUUCUAAUUUCACCAAAAAUUCACAUUAUAUUCUGAGUCCAUGGUGUUGAGUUAUAUUAUAUGAAUUCACUGUGUUUAUGUUAUAUUCUGAAUUCGCUGUUCAGGUUAUAUUCUGAAUUCUUUGUGUUCAGGUUAUAUUCAGAAUUCGCUGUGUUCAGGUUAUAUUCUGAAUUCACUUGUGUUCAGGUUAUAUUCUGAAUUCACUGAGUUCAGGUUCUAUUCUGAAUUCUCUGUGUUCAGGUUAUGUUCUGAAUUCACUUGUGUUCAGGUUAUAUUCUGAAUUCACUGUGUUCAGGUUAUAUUCUGAAAUCACUUGUGUUCAGGUUAUAUUCAGAAUUCACUGUGUUCAGGUUAUAUUCUGAAUUCUCUGUGUUCAGGUUAUAUUCUGAAAUCACUUUUGUUCAGGUUAUAUUCUGAAUUCACUGUGUUCAGGUUAUAUUCUGAAUUCACUGUGUUCAGGUUAUAUUCUGAAAUCACUUGUGUUCAGGUUAUAUUCUGAAUUCACUGUGUUCAGGUUAUAUUUUGAAAUCACUUGUGUUCAGGUUAUGUUCUGAAUUCACUGAGUUCAGGUUCUAUUCUGAAUUCUCUGUGUUCAGGUUCUAUUCUGAAUUCUGUGUGUUCAGGUUAUGUUCUGAAUUCACUGAGUUCAGGUUCUAUUCUGAAUUCUCUGUGUUCAGGUUCUGUUCUGAAUUCUCUGUGUUCAGGUUAUGUUCUGAAUUCACUGUGUUCAGGUAAUGUUCUGAAUUCACUGUAUUCAGGUUUCCAUUCUUUAGAAAUUGGGGCCCCUAUUUUGGAAUUUAAAAUCAUUCCUGCUCUUCUCAGUUCUAGUACAAAUACAUUGCAAAAAACAAUGGAGGCUCAAUGUAUGUUUGAAGAUAAAACUUUUGAGCUGUGCCAUGAGAAAACCAACAUAGUGACUUUGCGACCAGCAUGGAUCCAGACCAGCUUGCGCAUCUGCGCAGUCUGGUCAGGAUCCAUGCUGUUCGCUAACAGUUUCUCUAAUUCCAUUAGGCUUUGAAAGCGAACAGCAUGGAUCCUGACCAGACUGCGCGGAUGCGCAGGCUGGUCUGGAUCCAUGCUGGUCGCAAACCCACUAUGUUGGUUUUCUCAUGGCACGGCUCAUUUAAUCAUUUGUAAAUAAUGUAUUUAUCUGCUACCCAGUGCUUGUUUUGAGUUGAUUUUUAGUGAUCUGUUGUCAUUUUAAACUGUAUCAUUAAAUAAGGUAUUUCGUAUGUCGUUUUAUAAGCUGUAGCUAAUAAAUGGAUUUUUGUCAGCAUUUAUUUCCUCACAUUGAGGACUAAGGAAUUUGAAGUGCUAAGUAUGAUUUGGUUGUCAAUAGUGUGUACUAUCUGUAUUAUAAGAGAGGUUUAGACUUUUUAAUUGAACAGGCCUUCUGUGCUCAAGCGGUAAAGGUCAAAAUCACUUGCCUCUCACCCUUGCGGGUUUGAAACCUUGCUUGGAAUGAUGCAUGUGAGGAAGCCAUGCAUCAGGCUUAUGAAAGGUGUCUGGUUCUUGCCAGGUCCCUGCCAAUGUCUGAAGUAAUGCAUGGAAAGGCACCUGGGGUUUUCCUCCACCAUCAGUUGUUAAAGACAACAUGCAGACAGCAUGACCCAGCUCAGUAGGUCCAAGGUUAAGGUCAUACUUGAAGGUUAAAAGCCGUCAGUACCACAUUUUAGUUUCACUGUAUCAGAGCAGCAGCUGGGAGGUAUUGAUCUUCAUUAGUGAUAGCUUUAGUUAUAUAAAUAU
Messenger RNA from Mercenaria mercenaria, 4583 nucleotides. RefSeq names its product phosphatidylserine synthase 1-like. Gene Ontology annotation, molecular function: L-serine-phosphatidylethanolamine phosphatidyltransferase activity. Gene Ontology annotation, biological process: phosphatidylserine biosynthetic process. The transcript has 13 exons. The record is from RefSeq and is a predicted model, not a curated record. Bases 36 to 1457 code for a protein of 473 amino acids. Lineage: Eukaryota; Metazoa; Mollusca; Bivalvia; Venerida; Veneridae.